This is a messenger RNA of Drosophila navojoa, 741 nucleotides long. RefSeq lists its product as uncharacterized. NCBI's taxonomy places the organism in Eukaryota, Metazoa, Arthropoda, Insecta, Diptera, Drosophilidae. The record is from RefSeq and is a predicted model, not a curated record.
UGUUGUGGCUGGGAAAUGCAGGAAAAUGUGUGCCAAAAGCCAGCGUAUAAAUGCGAGAGCUCUUGUCGAAAAGAAAAUAGUCGACUUGCACCAUUUCGCCGCGUCGGUAGCCAACUAGAGAAAAGCCCGCAGACAGCAUUAGAGUCAUCAACAUGUUCACCUGGCGCUUCAAAUUGAUCCUGCUGCUGGCCCAGACGCUGAGCGGUCAGGCGGGCUACAUUGGUGGCGAUGUGGCAGCCGGUGUCCAUUCCCCCGGACUGCUGGGCAACUAUGCGGGCGCCCUGAGUGGCGGCGAGGCAUUGGCCAAACUGGAUCUGGGAUCGGGAGCGAGCGAACUGCAUGCGGAUCACGAGCAGCUGGGCGAACUGGGCGAUCACCUGAGCGAGCACAGCUUUCCGGCGGACUAUGGCAACAGCGAUGCGGGCGUGGAGUAUGCCGAGGCCAGCGAGCUGCAUGCGCACUACGAGCCAGAGCUGGAGCACUACGAGCACCAUGAGCACCAUGCCGAGGAGCCGGUGCCCGGCAUUGAUCACGGCAAGGGCGCCUUCAGCUACAGCACGCUCUAUGAGUUCAAGGAUCGGCAGGAGCACGAACACCACCAGCUGCAGCAUCAGCUGGAGGAGCAGCACAUCCAACAGCAGCAGGAGCUGGAGCAUCAGCACCACCUGUUGGAGCACCAGCUGGACUCUCACUAGGUCCCUCCCUCCGAUAGUCAACGUUUCUACUAGCUAAAUUUUUUUU